CUGUCUCCUACAGGAUCUAGAUCCUAACCAACUGUGCACAUCAUCUCCAAUCAAGACAACCAUUUAUCCUGAACAUGCUCUUGUUCUUCUCCUUCUUUGCCCUGGCUCUGGGUGCUGUGUCUCCUUCAGAUGAAGUGCAGCUGCAGCGUGGCAACUGUCCCAUGUUCUGGUUCAGCUUCAACGACCGCUGCUACAAGUACGUCUCCACACGUUUGUCCUGGGCUGAUGCAGAGCUCUAUUGUGUGUCAGAGAGAGCCAACCUGGUGUCCAUCCACAGUCUGGAGGAACAUAAUUUCAUCAAAGACCUGAUCAGGAACUUUGACCACUCUCAGGGAUAUACCUGGAUUGGACUCAGUGACACCCAGAAGGAAGGAGGAUGGAUGUGGUCUGAUGGGUCUGCAGUUGACUUCUUACUUUGGAAUGAAAAUCAGCCAGACAACUGUUCAAAUGUAGAACACUGUGGUCACACCAACUUUGAUACAGGCCUAAAAUGGAAUGACAUUCGUUGUUCUGAUACUCUUCCAUCUGUUUGUAUUUCUCGCAUGACCUGUCCUUAAUAACUGAGACAGUUACAUAUGUCUCAUUCAACUUGGCACUGUUCACCUGUUGCUCUGUGAACAUGUAUUAGGCCAAUAAAGAGACCAAUGUAGACCUUCA
This is a messenger RNA of Larimichthys crocea (large yellow croaker), 657 nucleotides long. Its product is annotated as lactose-binding lectin l-2-like. NCBI's taxonomy places the organism in Eukaryota, Metazoa, Chordata, Actinopteri, Sciaenidae. The transcript has a single exon. The record is from RefSeq and is a predicted model, not a curated record. Bases 75 to 557 code for a protein of 160 amino acids.